Molecule: messenger RNA, 687 nt
Organism: Uranotaenia lowii
Lineage: Eukaryota; Metazoa; Arthropoda; Insecta; Diptera; Culicidae
Gene: Polr2D
Product: DNA-directed RNA polymerase II subunit Rpb4
Exons: 3
Coding region: 122-541 (139 amino acids)
Biological process (GO): nuclear-transcribed mRNA catabolic process, deadenylation-dependent decay; mRNA export from nucleus in response to heat stress; transcription initiation at RNA polymerase II promoter
Cellular component (GO): RNA polymerase II, core complex; P-body
Molecular function (GO): translation initiation factor binding; nucleotide binding
Source: RefSeq, a predicted model, not a curated record
AUUCCGACUCCAUUGUUGUUUUCUUCCGGCUUGUGAUUGUCCAUUUUAUCGAAAAAAAAGUUGUGAAAAAUCCGACUUUAAGCUUGAAAAACUUUCUAAAUCUUCACAAAACAAAAGCGAAAUGGCUGCUUACAAUCAAGUUGAUUUAAUCGAAGAGGAUGCCGCCGAUCUGCAGUUCCCCAAGGAAUUCGAGAACGCCGAAACCCUACUUAUCAGCGAGGUGCACAUGCUGCUGGAGCAUCGCAAGAACCAGAACGAAUCUUCCGAGGAGGAACAGGAAUUUUCGGAGGUGUUCCUGAAAACGCACCAGUACACUCGAAUGUUUCAGAAGUUCAAAAACAAGGAAACCAUCGCCAGCGUUCGAAGCUUACUGAUGUCCAAGAAGCUGCACAAAUUUGAACUUGCCGCGCUAGGAAAUUUGUGUCCGGAUAGCCCGGACGAAGCCAAGGCAUUUAUUCCAUCGUUGGAGGGACGAUUCGAGGACGAGGAACUGGCUCAGAUCCUGGACGACAUUUCGACCAAACGAAGUUUGCAGUAUUAGUUUGAUAAUAAGACGGGAUUUCUCAAAUUUACUAAUUAAAGAAUAACUAUGGUUUAAUAUGUAUAAACAAACAAAAACAAUUUAAGUGCUGAUGAUUACUACAGGCGAUUGAUAAUUGAAAUAAAUUACACUUUGCUUGCAUAAUA